Molecule: messenger RNA, 1026 nt
Organism: Vicugna pacos (alpaca)
Lineage: Eukaryota; Metazoa; Chordata; Mammalia; Artiodactyla; Camelidae
Gene: SNRPA1
Product: small nuclear ribonucleoprotein polypeptide A'
Biological process (GO): mRNA splicing, via spliceosome
Cellular component (GO): U2 snRNP
Molecular function (GO): U2 snRNA binding; protein binding
Source: RefSeq, a predicted model, not a curated record
CUGGCUGGGGCAUCAGGCCCUCGGGGGUGGGAGGCUACAGGAUGGUGAAGCUGACGGCGGAGCUGAUCGAGCAGGCGGCGCAGUACACUAACGCCGUGCGGGACCGCGAGCUGGACCUCCGGGGGUAUAAAAUUCCUGUCAUUGAAAACCUAGGUGCAACCUUAGACCAGUUUGAUGCGAUUGAUUUUUCUGACAAUGAAAUCAGGAAACUGGAUGGUUUUCCUUUAUUGAGAAGACUGAAAACAUUAUUAGUGAAUAACAAUAGAAUAUGCCGCAUAGGUGAAGGACUUGAUCAGGCGCUGCCCUGCCUGACAGAACUCAUUCUCACCAACAACAGUCUGGUGGAACUGGGUGACCUGGACCCUUUGGCAUCUCUCAAAUCACUGACUUAUCUAAGUAUUCUAAGAAAUCCUGUAACAAACAAGAAGCAUUACAGACUAUAUGUAAUUUAUAAAGUUCCACAAGUCAGAGUGCUGGAUUUCCAGAAGGUGAAACUGAAAGAGCGUCAGGAGGCAGAGAAAAUGUUCAAGGGCAAACGGGGUGCACAGCUUGCAAAGGAUAUUGCCAGGAGGAGCAAAACUUUCAAUCCAGGUGCCGGUUUGCCAACUGACAAGAAGAAAGGUGGGCCGUCUCCAGGGGAUGUGGAAGCAAUCAAGAGCGCCAUAGCGAACGCGUCAACCCUGGCUGAGGUGGAGCGGCUGAAGGGCUUGCUGCAGUCCGGCCAGAUCCCCGGCAGAGAGCGCAGAGCAGGCCCCACUGAUGACGGUGAAGAGGAGAUGGAAGAAGACACGGUCACCAACGGGUCCUGAGUGGCGUGGCUUCUCAGAGUCUACAGGAUGCAGAGUGGGCCCACUUGGGACAGGUCCUGUCCUGCUUUUGGAAUAAUAGCCUUGUUUCUGUCAGCAAAGUAGAGUUCAUAAGCACCAUGGAACUGGUUCAAACUGCUGCUGGUAAUUUUGUAAUAUAAACUUUGAAAUCUAAAUCCCCGUUUUCUACAAAUAGUAAAAAUAAAGGCACUGGCACGGC